AUGCUGCGCCCCUUAGGCGUGGGGCUCCAUGCGCCACUGGAGCUUUAUCGUCAAGGGCUAGAAGGGCAUCGAACCGUUGAUCAAGCCAGUUCGGCAGAAGAAAAAUUCGGCCGAACUCAGCUUGCCACCAGACGGACUUGGCGGGCAAGACCGCCCAUCGAUGCGGGUGUCAGAGAGGCCAACGCAGACAGUCUGAAGGCCACUCAGACCUGGCUUGGGGCGGACGCAGACGCACGAGUGACCGGCUCCGCUGGGCUAUCUUUGCGUGCCGGUGACUGUCUCCUGUUCGGAGAGGAGGCCAAAAAACCAGCCUCCUGUCAGCUUACCGAGCGGAGUUGGCUGAAGCAGCACCAGCUGAGCUGGGAGCCGGGCUCGAGCACAUCAACAGGCACCAGAAGUGGAGAGGGUGAGGUGACCUUCGGCAGCCCUGGGCCCUUUGGACCUGGCGCCGAAGGGGCCGCCGGGGGCCUGAAAGCCGUUAUAUCGGGUAGGCUUUCCAAGGCGUCCACUUCGUUCAAUACCUCUUCACCCUCUGCCGUCUCUUCUUCUUCGUCAUCCUCCACUUCUGAGUCAUUUGACCCACCGAUGAAUGCGUUAGUUCAGUUGGCUCACAGUCUGUCUAUCAACACCACGGCCACUGGUACCGUUCCCGCGACAACUAUCCUCUCUUCAAGCACCCUAGAGGCCUCCAUUGACAGCGGCCACAAUGGAGGGGACAAGUCGGUUAGGAGUCCGCAGACAGUGGUUGCUUCGUCACUAGCAGAGACCCAAGGAACGGGCAUCGGGCCAACCGAUAAUGCAUCCAUCGGGCCGGCCAGGUCGAUUAGCGAGUUAGCCGCAAUUACUAGGGCUGGCUGGAAGCCUCGAGAGGUAAGAUCUCCCGGAGUGCUGAGGCCCGCAACUCCUCUUCUUCCGGAGGCGCAGCUGGGACCGGCAGCGGCAUCAAUGGGCCCUGAUAUGCAGGGCUGCCGGAAGACGAUUGGCACCAGAUUAAAUGCCAGCCAUUUGGAGGGCUCGAAGGUCGGCACCGCCCUCGGCGAGUCUGGAGACUCACAGCAACUCCGCGUACUCCGGCCGCCCUGUGUUCCACAACUCGGCUGGCGCAGUCAGCAGGACGGCACACUUUGCUACACCGCGUAUGCACGCUUCGAAGACGCUGGCAUACCGUUGUCAGGCCGAGAGAAUCGGGAGGCGACCAGGCUGAGCGCUGGCUACGCCGGAGGCAUCACUGCCUCAACAAGCUCCGGUUUGUCCUGCUCCAGUCCAAGCCUGCAGGCCUCAGCCAUGGCCCAGUGGCAGGCCUUACGACAGCGUUAUGCUCGGCCUCUGCUCGGCCUAAAACGCCGGUUCCGCUGCACGGUCCAGCUACCGCCCCGAGUGCUCUAUUACCGUGGCAUCUACGUCCAUCUGCUCACCAUCACAGGGCCGACACGGGCCGACAUCUUGCGCUGUCGGAACGCUUUGCCGAGUCGGCUUGCGAAAGCUCUUAUCACAGCUCGCGACAAAUGGGAGGACAUUGGGACAAGUGUAGGCAACGGUGGUCACGGUGGCUCCUGCGGCGUUGUCAUCGGUGCCGGCGGUGCCGGCUUCAAGUAG
Molecule: messenger RNA, 1596 nt
Organism: Protopolystoma xenopodis
Lineage: Eukaryota; Metazoa; Platyhelminthes; Monogenea; Polystomatidea; Polystomatidae
Source: the annotation of a GenBank genome assembly